UGCUUGAAAAGAUAGUUUGUUGAAGGAGACUCGUGUGAACCCUGGAGAUUUUUUUUAUUUUUUAUUUUUUUCUUCUGAUUAAUUAAUGCCCAUCUUUGUAGCCUGCAUUUCCUACAAGAAAUUGACAGCGUCAAUCUUCUCUCUCUCUCUCUCUACACACUGUAUUUGCUGCUCACAUUGACUGAUACAUCAGUGACGAAUCAAAGGUUGGCUUUUUGUCACUGUUUCACCACUAGAACAAAUUACCAAAACCCUCUUCAUAGUUUUUGCCGACAGAACCUAAAGUUGUCUUCAGAUAUUGAGAAAGAGCAAAUUACUUCUGUAAUUGGGGGUUUUCUAAUCAGAUAAACAAAAUUAGGUCUGCGUUUUCCGUAAUGGCUACGUGCACGUCUCCGUAUUUCAUGCCUCCGGAUACUCGAAGGCCCGUAGGGGUAUUGAAUGUUCUUGGGGUCCCACUUCCCCCAUUGAAAAUGGUCGAUGAACGCAACGGGUUUUCGAGCAUCGGUAAAAAAAUCGGCCCGAGUUUCCCACAUUUUAAAUGCUCAGCAAACUCGCACAGCGUCAACCAAUUCCAGAACAAAGACCCGUUCCUAAAUCUACACCCCGAGGUAUCAAUGCUUAGAGGCGAAACAAACUCCACAUUGAUCAACCCGAGGCAAGAUAGUUCGAGCGCAAGUGUUGCUGAGAGUGUAAGAGAAUCGCCGACUUUGAACAGUUACAACGAGGCCAAGAUUAAGGUUAUUGGUGUUGGAGGAGGUGGCUCGAAUGCGGUUAACCGUAUGAUAGAGAGUGAGAUGAAGGGGGUUGAGUUUUGGAUAGUUAACACUGAUAUUCAAGCUAUUAAGAUGUCGCCUGUUUUUUCCGAGCAUCGUUUGCAGAUUGGUCAAGAGUUGACUAGAGGACUUGGUGCUGGUGGGAAACCGGAAAUCGGAAUGAAUGCUGCUAAGGAAAGUAAGGAAGCUAUAGAGGAUGCCGUUUAUGGAGCGGAUAUGGUUUUUGUGACUGCUGGCAUGGGUGGGGGUACAGGCACUGGUGGUGCACCUGUAAUAGCUGGAGUUGCAAAGUCAAUGGGUAUUUUGACCGUUGGUAUAGUUACAACUCCGUUUUCUUUCGAGGGAAGGAGAAGAGCUGUUCAAGCCCAAGAAGGGAUUGCAGCUUUACGAGAAAAUGUCGACACCCUAAUUGUUAUCCCGAACGAUAAAUUGUUGACUGCAGUUUCCGCUUCUACCCCCGUAACAGAAGCAUUUAAUCUUGCGGAUGAUAUUCUUCGACAAGGAGUUCGUGGCAUCUCUGAUAUAAUCACGAUCCCGGGUCUAGUAAAUGUCGAUUUUGCUGAUGUCAGAGCUAUUAUGGCUAACGCAGGUUCCUCGUUAAUGGGAAUUGGAACUGCAACAGGAAAAACUAGGGCAAGAGAUGCUGCAUUAAACGCCAUUCAAUCUCCUUUGCUGGAUAUUGGUAUCGAGAGAGCCACUGGGAUUGUGUGGAAUAUAACUGGUGGCAAUGACUUAACAUUGUUUGAGGUAAAUGCUGCAGCAGAGGUCAUAUAUGAUCUAGUGGAUCCGAGUGCCAACUUAAUCUUCGGUGCUGUGGUGGAUCCAUCUCUAAGUGGUCAAGUUAGCAUAACUCUAAUUGCCACGGGCUUUAAGCGUCAAGAGGAAAGCGAUGGCAAAACAAUCCAGGCAAAUCAAGUGGCACAGGGAGAUUCAAAUAUUGGUCUCAAUAGGCGGCCCUCGUCGUUUCUAGAAGGUGGUUCUGUCGAAAUUCCAGAGUUCUUGAGGAAGAAAGGACGCUCUCGUUAUCCAAGAGCUUAAAAAAAAAAAAAUUAAGGUCCCCUUAUAUUUAUUUCGGCUCUCACAGUUUGAGUAUUGCUUGAAUUUAAUUUCGUGUUUGUAUAUGAUUUUUUUAUUUAUUUUUAAUAAUAAUAGUUUGUUCUGUCUGCAGAAUAUAAAUAGGCUGUAGGAGCUUAUUUUGCAUCUAGGUUUCGACUUUGUAUUGAAUGUGAUUUUGGGAUAUCGACAAAUGACAUUUUUUUUUUCUCUCCAACUAAUGUAUUGAUUCGUAGAAUAAUUGGUUAGUUCAGUUGAUAUUUUUCGAAAUAGCAUCGAUUAAAAUCGAUCUUGUUUAUUUAGUUUGAACACGAUUUGAUACAUGCGUCGAAUGCAUCAUUCAUCUGCUGAA
Messenger RNA from Erythranthe guttata (spotted monkey flower), 2178 nucleotides. Lineage: Eukaryota; Viridiplantae; Streptophyta; Magnoliopsida; Lamiales; Phrymaceae. The record is from RefSeq and is a predicted model, not a curated record.